GAUGAAUCUCAUUUUAAUGUUCAGACGGAUGAAUCAAGACUUCGAGAAGUCUUCAUAGUGAAUUGAUCUUCUUACACUUCAAGAUGCUAUUCCUUCUACUUCCCACGAAUAAAACAUGCUGUUAACUCCCCUCUUUGAAGAAGAAGGUGGUCCAAUCAGCAGUUGCCCUCACGUUCCCGCGUCUGAACCUUAAAGUCCUAGCAUCAUCCUCAAUCGUUUCUUGGAUCGCAGGUCCGCGAUCGUAGCCAUAUUGUUUGUGCGGGAUUUUUCCUUAAGAUCGUUGAUCCCUCGUAUCAAGUAAACAAGGUAAAGUGCCAUCGUAAGAAUUAUUCAAUAAGAUUGUNACAGCAACAUGUAGCAAGCUAAAUCAAUUAACAAACGGGAAGAGUGUAUAAGGAAGCUUAUUCUGUCGUUGUAUGGUGUAGUCACGGACAAGGUUUCAUUGGAAUGCCCCACUCCAUGUUACGGCACUGUGCCUUGUGAAAUGCGGUGGCCCCGCAGCGAGAAAAACGGGGGCCCGACUGAACACAUUAGCUCUCGGGAGUGUAAUAUUGCUAGUAUGUUCAGGAUUUCGAUAACGAAAAUAAGUGUCUGAUACGCGGCUAAUAUUUAGCCGUGUUUUUGUUUCCUUUUCUUCAUAAAAUUAUGCUCUCGUGUUUUAAUUCGGUUACUGACAGCUGGAACGCGAGCAUACCACACGAUCGUAGAGUUACGACGUAAACCGAGGCUGUCGACUUUUAACACUGUAACGGUGUCCAGAUUGUUCGCGAAGACGAAUACGAAGCUCAUCAUAUAUGAUUUGACAAUAAAAAAAAAGUUAAAAUUAUUUAAAUAUUCGUAAUUACAAUUUUACAAAGUGUAAGUGUAUGUUGCAUUGAACUGACGUACGAGACGCCGCUAAGAAGAGAACGGACGAGGACAGCGCAUAAAAAUUCUGAAUAAAAGGGAAAUUUACAGCGGAACUUGUAAGGAAUCGAGUGACAGUGAUGCGAGGAGAUUAGAAGGAGAAAACUCGUAGGAAAAAGAAAAGGAAAAGGGAUGAAAUCUGAGAAAACAUGAGGUGAAAAUUUAGUGGAACUACAAGAUAAGACACAUAUCGCGUAAGGGCCAUCUCUUAAGUAGUAUAUCCGAUCUUGAGAGAGCAGGAGAGUGAAGAAAAGGAGAGACCGUACGGUGACCCAGAUUUUAGCGGGUCGAACGAGACAGGCAGAAGACACGAAAAAGUCGCGGUGGACUUUUUGAAAUGGGACACAGUAUAGCCUGGAGCUAAAUUAGCCGCGAUGUCCAAUAAGAGUAAGUCCCAGCCGCAGCAGCAGCAUCCUUCGCACGUGACAGUGGAACAAGUGCCACCACGAUAUCAGCCACCACCGCAGCCAACCAGCGGUAUCCUCAAGAAUCAUCCUCACUUUGGUACAGGCCCUUCCGUGCCAACCUCGGUGUCUACCGCUGGUCAAGGUACCGUCGCGGCCUUGAAUCAUCAUCAACCCGUGCAAUCGCGGCCUGUGACGCAACAGAAGGAUGUGCAGAGUAAAUACUCACCGAGGAUAGAACAUCGGCAUCAUCCUCAAGGUGGUAACACAUUAACUGCGCCCGUCUCAAAAACGCAGUCUCAUAGUUACCUUCAGGCCAAGGUCGGCCAAGGUCAAUACCUGCCACCUAACGGUCAAUAUCCUACGGUAAACACUGCACAGACACCACCGCUCAGACAAAGGAUUACCGACGACGAGUUCCUUAGACUCGGACCCGUGGAGAUGCUCAAAUUUGUCCGCAAGACUGAGAGCGACAUCGCAAGGCUCGCCGCUGAGCAGAACCGACAGAUACAGAGCUUGCUUGGCGAGCUUCGAGCAUUAAAAGAAGCAAAUCAAAGAUUAAGCGAUGAUAAUCAAGAACUGCGAGAUCUUUGCUGCUUUCUGGAUGAUGAUCGUCAAAAGGGUCGGAAAUUAGCGAGAGAAUGGCAAAGAUUCGGAAGAUAUACGGCGAGUGUUAUGCGACAAGAAGUAUCCGCUUAUCAGAAUAAAUUGCGACAACUGGAUAACAAACAGCAAGAGCUAAUAAAGGAUAAUCUAGAGCUAAAGGAACUCUGUCUUUAUUUGGACGAAGAAAGAGGAGGUGGUCAAAGAGACGACGGAGAUGGUUCAAGUUCAAGUACGAAUGCUGAAGAAACCGCGCCACCGAGACCAAGACAUACAUCCACGUUUAAUGACCAAACUAUGCAAUAUGUAAGGAGUUUAGAACAGCGGGUAAAGCAACUCGAAGAAGAUAAGAGUCUUUUACAAGCAAGAGCACAAGGUUGGGAGGUACCGUCUGGUGAAAUCUGGGAAAAUCAGAACAGUCCUGGCGAGAAUACUCACAUAGGAAGUCGACCAGAAGCAGUGGUCCGAGCUCUUCAGGUUCUUGAAGUUCGAGAACAAUUGGAGAGAGAAGGCGGCCACGACGGAGAAAAAGCAUUAGUUAGAGAAAUGUGCAAUGUUGUUUGGCGGAAAUUGGAGGAAGGUCCACAAACGAGGCAUUGAUCAUCGUAUUGUAAGCGUGAUUAAUUAAAUACCAUAGUGUAGUCGUUGCGCGGUCUGUUAAUUCGGAUAGCGUAUUUGAUAGUAUUACAGUCAUUAAUGCAAAUGUUAUGAAUUUUAUAGAUUUAUCGCAUGUACCUAUAAGUAUUUCGAUGUAAGAGUCAAUGUGCCUAGUUUGCAAUAUUUAUAUAAAUAUUGUAGUGCCGUUAGAUUGCCUACAUAAAU
Messenger RNA from Heterotrigona itama, 2735 nucleotides. The record is from the annotation of a GenBank genome assembly. Lineage: Eukaryota; Metazoa; Arthropoda; Insecta; Hymenoptera; Apidae.